AUGUGCAGAGAAGCCACGCCACAAAGCUCCUUGGUACUUCCAUAUUCUUCACGUCAUUCAUUUGUAACAAUUAUGGAUCCCGAAAGUGAAUCGCUGGAAAGAUCUAAGAUUGAACUUAGAUUGAGAAAGAAUUCUGAGAUGGAGCUCAAGGACUUUGCCUGUAGAAUUGUCACAGACAACUCCAGACCAUUUACGGUUCUCGAUGAAGAGGAAGGGGAGGAAGAGGCUCCGAUGGAAAAUCUGAAAUGGUGUCUGGUAGGGAAAAUAAUCGCAGACAAAGUGGUUAACUUUCAAGCGAUGCGAAACACUAUGGCGAUGUUAUGGCGUCCUCUCCAAGGGGUCCAGGUGCAUAAAGCUCCAUGUGGAUGCCGGAGUGAAAAGGUCGUUAAGAGUAUUGGUAAUUAUGUGGGAACUUAUGUGGAAUCUGAUGAGAAGAACUUUGAUGGCUCAUGGAAGGAGUUUAUAAGAGUAAAGAUUAAGAUUGAUGUUUCUAAACCCAUAAUGGCGUUCAUGAAGAUCAAAAAACCAGGUGGUGACUGGCUUAAUCUGGAAUUUAAUUAUGAAAGACUUGGAAUAGCGUGCUUUAUCUGUGGAAGGGUAGGCCAUUCAGAUAAAUUCUAUAGGUGCUUAUUGGAGUUUGAAAACAUAGUCUAUAAACUGUCUAAGGAAGUUCGAGCUCCCCCUAGACGAUCACAAAUUGCCAGCGCCGGUGAAAUAUGGCUCCGGGAUGGUGGAAGAGGCGGACGUGGGAGUGAAUGGAAGAAUCCAUACGAUUAUGGAAACUCCGCGAUAAGGGUUGAUUCUCCAACAGAAAAUGAUACGAUAAAUCUGAAGGAGAUAUUCAAGGGAGGAGAUUACGCGAGUAAUUUGGGGCUUGAUGGAAGGAAAAAUUUGGAUUUUGAAGAUAGCGGGGGCCUGGAUAAGGAAAGGGUGAUAUUUAUAGAAGGAAAGAGGAGGAAAAUGGAUGAGGUAGUUACUACAAGUCAAAUUGAGGAAGGGAUAUUGGGCCAUAAGGAACCUCAAGCCCAUGGAGUAAGAGUUGGUGGAUUCUAAAAUAUUACUGUUCCAAAAAACAUGUUGAAAGCAGGCCUUGGCAUGGACUAGGCCUGCAAAGAGCAAUGAGUAUUUUGUGCUGGAACUAUCGGGGGCUUGGCAACCCACGAACAGUUCAGGCCCUCCGGGUUCUCAUUUAUUCUAAUAAGCCGAAUUGAUUUUUUUAAGUGAAAUUUUAAUUAGUAGAGAAAAGAUAGACAGUAUUAAAGCCCAAUUGGGGUUUGAUUAUGCUUUUUGUGUUGAGGCUAUAGGACAUAGUGGUGAUCUUGUCUUGUUUUGGAAUAAAAUUAAUAAAGUUAAACUUUUGGGUUACUCGCAAUUUUUUAUUGAUGUAGAGGUUGUUAUGGAAGAUGGAGACUUAAUGCGGGUCACGGGAUUUUAUGGAAAUCCCUGUAGAAAUAGAAGGAAAGAUAACUGGGAUCUAUUAAGGAGUCUUGCUUCUGUUAAUAAUUCCCCCUGGAUUUUUAUGGGUGAUUUUAAUGAUAUUUUGAAUCAUAGAGAAAAGAGGGGUGGGGUAGCCCAACCAAAUUGGUUAGUUGAAGGCUUUAGAAGGGUUGUUUAGGACUCUGGGCUUGUGGACUUGGGCUUCCAAGGGUGUCCUUUUACAUGGGAAAGAGGAAGAGGGAGUGGGCUAUGGGUCCAAGAGAGAUUAGAUAGGGUGUUGGGUAAUGGUGAUUGGGUGGCCCGACAUAAAGAUGCAAGGGUAGUUCAUUUGGAUAGUGUUGUAUAUGAUCAUCUGCCUAUUAUCCUCCAUCUCUAUCGGGUUGAGGUACUCACGCUUCCGUUUUGAGAACCUUUGGACGAACUAUGCUGAAAGUGAAGAGGUAGUUAGGGACGGCUGGAAUAAGGAGGUGGGUGUUUCAAUUCAUAGAAGAAUUAGUAAUACUAGUAAGUCCUUAUUGCAGUAGGGAAGGGAGAAAACAAAUGGCUUUGUGUAUAGAAUGGAAGGGCUUAGGCGAGAGAUGGGUCGGCUACAAGCUAGAACAGAUGAUGAAGGAUUGAAGGAGUUUAGUGAAGUGUCAUCUGAGUUGGGUAGAGUUCAGAAUGAUUACUAUUCCUUCUGGAGGCAGCGAGCUAAACAACUUUAGCAUAGAGAGGGAAACGCAAAUACGAAGUUCUUUCACAAAAUGGCUUCAGUUAGAAGGAGGAAAAAUGAGAUCCAUAAAUUGAAGAAUGGCGAUGGGCAUUGGGUAGAAAAAGGACUUGGGCUGCAUACUCUAUUGAUUGAGUAUUUUAAUAAUUUGUUUAAGUCUUCUAUUGAAGGGUUGGAGGAGGAUUUGUUCCACUGAGGAGCAGAACCAGGACUUGUUAAGACCAAUUACGGAUGAGGAGAUUCGAUUGGCGGUAUUUUUCCAACAUCCGGAUAAAUCUCUAAGGAUAGAUGAUAUGUCUCCGGCCUUUUCUCAAAGAUAUUGGGAAGUUAUAAAAUCUGAUCUGUGUGCUAGUGUUAGGAGUUGUCGUGAAACGGGCGAAUUUCCCCCGCAGAUGCUUGAUACGUUAAUCACACUGGUUUCAAAAAAAGCAAGGCCUAUGAUGAUUUCUGAUUUUCGACCAAUAUCAUUUUCCAAUGUCUUUAACAAAAUUGUUGCAAAGGUGAUAGCUAGUCGUCUGAAGAAGGUACUGCCAAACUUGAUCUCAGAGAACCAGAGCGCUUUUGUAGAAAAUCGUUUAAUCAGGGAUAACAUCAUGAUAUCCUUUGAGAUCAUGCAUUUUCUUAGCAGAAAGAAGCAGGGUAAGGAGGGUCUUGUGGCCUUAAAGCUCAAUAUGAGUAAGGCAUAUGACCGUGUGGAGUGGCUGUUUUUGGAGAAGGUGAUGUUAUCACUAGGUUUCUGUGAGCAAUUUGUUCAAUUGGUUAUGGCUUGUGUUAGGGGAGUGAGAUAUUUUGUGUCUCAGGAAGGUCAGUUGUUAGGACCAAUCAAUCCAUCCAGGGUGCUACGACAAGGAGAUCCACUUUUACCGUAUCUCUUUAUAUCAUGUGCGGACUGGUUGAGUUUUGCCAUUCAGGAGAAGGCAAACAGGGGUGAGAUACAUGGGGUGAAAAUUAGUAGAAGUGCUCCAACUAUAACCCAUUUGCUUUUUGCCGACGAUAGUCUGUUUUUCUUUAAAGCUAAUAUGUUAGAGUUGGGACAUAUUAAAAGCGUUCUUUAGAGAUAUGAAAUGUUAUCUGGUCAGUCAAUAAACUUUGCCAAAUCGGACAUUUUCCUUAGUCCUAACGUUAAAGCAGAUUGUCGCCAAAGCUUUCUGUUGAACUUGGGUGUGACUGAGAUGGGUGUAAAUGGGAUGUACCUGGGUCUUCCUUUAUGUGUUGAGAAGAAUCAUAAAAUGGUGUUUAGCCAAUUGAAAGACCGUGUGUGGGGAAAGAUUCAGAGCUGGAGGGGGAAGUCUCUUUCUUAUGGAGGGAAGGAAAUAUUAAUAAAGAAUGUGUUGCAAUCUAUGCCUUCCUAUUACUUCAACGUCUUCUUUAUACCGAAGUCCAUUUGUCUGGCUAUCGAAACUAUGCUUAAUGCGUUCUGGUGGGGUUCUAAAAAGACAAAUGGGAGCAAGGGUAUUUCAUGGUGUCGUUGGGAAGUUCUGUAUAAGCCGAAAAAAUUCGGGGGUCUUGGUCUUCGUAGAAUCCAGGAUUUUAAUAAGGCUAUGUUAAGUAAACAAUUAUGGAGGAUGCUUAUGGAGCCUGAAUCUCUUGUGAGUAGGAUUUAUAAGGCAAGGUAUUUGCGGUAAGUGGGGAUGCUGUUUAGUCCAAGCCAAAUGUUGGGAGCUUGAAACUGAAUGUUGAUGCUAGUUCUUUCUUUGCUGGAGGUAAAACAGGGGUGGGAUUUGUCCUUAGAAACCAUAGUGGGGACUGGCAGGGUGGUGUCUUUAUCCUGAGGAGCUAUAUUUUGAAUUCUGAAGUAGCAGAAGCCUGAGCACCAAAGGAAGCUUUAUCAUGGAUCUAUGCAUCUGGUUAUGAAGGGAUUCAAGUAGAAUCUGAUUGUCUGCGAGUAGUGGAACUUUUGAAGAAAAAGUUAGAGCCAACGUCGUAUCUCUUAGCCAUUCUAAUAGACUGUCAGUCGUUAAUUAGAACUAUUGAAAAUUGUAAUAUUAUUUUUGUAUUUUGUUCAGCGAAUAUGGUUGCCCAUUUGAUGUCGAAGGCAGCAUGUUCCAUGUCUGAACGUAAUGAAAGUCUAGUAGCUGUGCAGUGUA
Molecule: messenger RNA, 4233 nt
Organism: Ricinus communis (castor bean)
Lineage: Eukaryota; Viridiplantae; Streptophyta; Magnoliopsida; Malpighiales; Euphorbiaceae
Exons: 5
Coding region: 1-1053 (350 amino acids)
Source: RefSeq, a predicted model, not a curated record